Drosophila sechellia is the source of this 1920-nucleotide messenger RNA. It is a transcript of the gene Cyp301a1, whose product is annotated as Probable cytochrome P450 301a1, mitochondrial. The transcript has 7 exons. The record is from RefSeq and is a predicted model, not a curated record. Lineage: Eukaryota; Metazoa; Arthropoda; Insecta; Diptera; Drosophilidae. Bases 150 to 1811 code for a protein of 553 amino acids. Gene Ontology annotation, molecular function: heme binding; iron ion binding; monooxygenase activity.
GCAGCCGUUGAGUGUGGAACUUGAUUGCGCUAGAAGCCAGUUUCGUUUCCCCGCCGAGAUCAGUGUGUCAACGUCAACAGAAGACAAUUGGAAAUCGAGGCUUACGACCAGUGAAAUCUGAUUUGAAUUUAAAUCGGUUUGGACGAGUAAUGAACAAUCUGUCGCUGAAAGUUUGGCGUUCCACAGUCUCCUGUGGCCCCAAUCUUCGGCUAUGUGUGCCGAGGAUCGGUGGAGCAGGUUUCAGGCGAGCGCAGUGCCGCGAAAGCUCCACGGGCGUGGCCACUUGUCCACAUCUGGCGGAUUCGGAGGAGGCCAGUGCACCGCGAAUACACUCCACUUCCGAGUGGCAAAACGCUCUGCCCUACAAUCAGAUUCCCGGACCUAAGCCCAUCCCCAUUCUGGGCAAUACAUGGAGACUGAUGCCAAUAAUUGGUCAAUACACCAUCUCUGAUGUGGCCAAAAUAUCAUCGCUGCUGCACGAUCGUUAUGGCAGAAUUGUGCGUUUUGGAGGUCUUAUAGGACGGCCCGAUCUUUUGUUCAUCUACGAUGCCGAUGAAAUUGAAAAGUGCUAUCGAAGCGAGGGACCCACCCCGUUCCGUCCCUCGAUGCCCAGUUUGGUCAAGUACAAGAGUGUGGUGCGCAAGGAUUUCUUUGGGGAUCUGGGCGGCGUAGUCGGAGUGCACGGAGAGCCUUGGCGGGAGUUCCGUUCGCGUGUCCAGAAGCCGGUGCUGCAGUUGUCCACCAUUCGCCGGUAUCUACAGCCGCUGGAGGUCAUCACCGAGGACUUCCUGGUGCGCUGCGAAAACCUGUUGGAUGAAAACCAAGAGCUCCCCGAGGAUUUCGACAAUGAGAUUCACAAAUGGUCCCUGGAAUGCAUUGGACGCGUGGCUCUGGACACUCGUUUGGGCUGCCUUGAAUCGAAUCUGAAACCGGAUUCGGAGCCCCAGCAAAUCAUUGACGCCGCCAAGUAUGCCCUUCGCAACGUGGCCACUUUGGAACUGAAAGCUCCUUAUUGGAGAUACUUUCCCACGCCUCUGUGGACGCGCUAUGUGAAGAACAUGAACUUUUUUGUGGGUGUCUGCAUGAAGUACAUUCAGAGUGCCACCGAAAGACUAAAGACCCAAGAUCCCAGUCUACGUGCCGGCGAGCCCUCGCUGGUGGAGAAGGUCAUCCUUUCGCAGAAGGACGAAAAAAUAGCCACCAUUAUGGCGCUCGAUUUGAUACUCGUCGGAAUAGAUACGAUAUCCAUGGCUGUUUGUUCCAUGUUGUACCAACUGGCUACACGUCCAGUGGAGCAGCAAAAGGUUCACGAGGAAUUAAAGCGGCUGCUUCCGGAUCCAAACACACCACUCACAAUUCCGCUGCUUGAUCAGAUGCACCACCUGAAGGGCUUCAUCAAGGAGGUGUUCCGCAUGUACAGCACGGUGAUUGGAAACGGACGAACUCUCAUGGAGGACAGUGUCAUCUGUGGCUACCAGGUGCCCAAGGGAGUGCAGGCGGUCUUUCCGACUAUUGUCACGGGUAAUAUGGAGGAGUAUGUCACGGAUGCAGCCACUUUCAGGCCCGAAAGAUGGUUGAAACCACACCAUGGUGGUACUCCGGGCAAACUUCACCCGUUCGCCUCGCUGCCUUACGGCUAUGGAGCCCGGAUGUGUCUGGGUCGUCGAUUCGCUGAUCUGGAGAUGCAAAUACUGCUGGCCAAGCUACUACGAAACUACAAACUGGAGUACAACCACAAGCCACUGGAUUACGCAGUCACUUUCAUGUACGCGCCGGAUGGACCGCUGCGCUUUAAGAUGACACGAGUUUAGUUUGUAGACUUUAGUAUUUCGAUUUUAUACACUCUGUUGUAAAUAAUAGGCACUUUACACACCCAAAUGUUUAAGCAUUUAUACAUAAGAUAACGAGUAUAACAAACUA